Molecule: messenger RNA, 1788 nt
Organism: Botrytis porri
Lineage: Eukaryota; Fungi; Ascomycota; Leotiomycetes; Helotiales; Sclerotiniaceae
Exons: 4
Coding region: 1-1788 (595 amino acids)
Biological process (GO): transmembrane transport
Cellular component (GO): membrane
Molecular function (GO): dipeptide transmembrane transporter activity
Source: RefSeq, a predicted model, not a curated record
AUGGCUACUAAUACUGAUGCACUCACCAGUGCUCCGGUAUAUCAGACCGGUCUGUUGGCAAAUGCGUCAGAUAACCUCGAUGCCAAAAUCUCAAGUAAAAUCCAUGCUUUCGAUCAUGAACCCUCCCUCGAUGAGGAUGGACUAUUACGCCCCACUGAAGAAGAAAGAACUACACUUCGCAGAAUUUCUGGUUCAAUUCCAUGGACUGCUUAUAUGAUCUGUCUCAUCGAAUUUGCAGAGCGCGCAAGCUAUUAUGGUUGCCAAUUCGUCUUCUCAAACUUUGUUCAAUUCCCACUUCCCAAAGGAGGAAAUGGAGCUGGCGCAACCCCCAAAGGUACCCAGCUCACACCAGGCGCUUUGGGUAAAGGUCUUACUGUUUCAUCGGCCCUUGGUCUCUUGUUCAAAUUCUUAGCAUAUACAGUACCUGUCUUUGGAGGAUGGCUCGCAGAUACAAAAUUAGGACGUUUCAAAACUAUCUGUAUCGGAGUUUUUGUCUUCGGAGUUGCGCAUCUUGUUUUGGUUCUUGGCGCUCUACCUAGUCUAUUCAAGAGUAACGUUUCUCCCAUGCUUCUCGACCAGGACACACAAAAGGGACUCGUAGUUAAGACUCUACCCGAUGGGGAACGCGUUAUUCUUGACCCUGAAGUUACUGCUCAGAGACUCGCUCUUGCAUUCUAUGGUAUGGUCAAUGUUGGCGCAUUUUUUGGUCUUGCUACAACAUAUUCUGAAAAGAGAGUUGGGUUCUGGCUGGCUUAUGGACUACCGAUGGUUCUUUACCUCUUACUGCCGAUAUUGCUAUGGGCAAUAAACAAACGACUAGUCAAAUAUCCACCGCAAGGAAGCGAUCUCGGAAAAAAUUUCAGAGUUAUCGGCACCUCCCUGAGAAGAAAUGGUCUGAAGAAAUUUGGGCGCAAGUAUUAUCUCGAUGCUGCAAAACCUUCCGUUCUCGCCGCAGAAGGUAUCACUGGUGAACAUAAUGGUAAACCAGUAGACUGGGAUGACAAUUUUGUUGAGGAUGUCAAACGAUCUUUGGAAGCCUGCACUAUUUUCUUGUUCUUCCCAAUCUACAUCUUGAAUGAUGGAGGUAUAGGAAACAUCACGACAUCCCAGGGCUCAGCAAUAGUAACCAACGAUGCACCUAAUGACAUUCUCAACAACUUUAACGCUCUUACUGUUAUCGUUACCAUCCCCAUUCUUUCUUACGGAGUUUAUCCACUUCUCCGUCGCCAUAAGAUUCAUUUCGGUCCUAUUAAGAGAAUUACAUUUGGUUUUAUUAUUGCCGCGAUUUCAUCAGCCAUUGGCGCAAUCACUCAAUGGAGAAUCUAUGAAACGUCUCCAUGUGGAUAUUAUGCCACUGGUUGCGAAAUAGGAACUGGCGUUGCUCCACUUAGUAUCUGGUGGCAACUUCCUCAAUGGAUGAUUGGAGGUAUAUCGGAAUGUUUCUGCAAUGUCACUGCCCUUGAACUUGCCUAUUCAAGAGCUCCUGCAAAUAUGAAAGGUCUUGUCACUUCCAUGUACUUGUUUGCUACAGCUCUCUCUGCUGCAAUCGCACAAGCUUGUACUCCCAGUUUAGUGGACCCGUAUUUGAUUUGGCCUUAUGUUGCACCAGCGGUAUUGGGAACUUUAAUGGCAAUCUGGUUCUACUUUUUGUAUAGGCACCUUGAUGACGAUGAGUAUGUUAGAGGUGGUGUCGGUGAUACUUUGGGUGAGGAACCGACAGUGGAACGUAGGGAGUCAAUUAGGACUGGUGAUGGUUCUCAAGAAGUUAGACCAAACGAAAAGGUUUAG